Lipotes vexillifer (Yangtze River dolphin) is the source of this 474-nucleotide messenger RNA. RefSeq names its product hes family bHLH transcription factor 2 (gene HES2). Gene Ontology annotation, biological process: regulation of DNA-templated transcription. Bases 1 to 474 code for a protein of 157 amino acids. Gene Ontology annotation, molecular function: DNA binding; protein dimerization activity. The record is from RefSeq and is a predicted model, not a curated record. The transcript has 4 exons. Lineage: Eukaryota; Metazoa; Chordata; Mammalia; Artiodactyla; Lipotidae.
AUGGGGCUGCCUCGGAGGGCAGGGGACCCGGCGGAGCAGCGCAAGAGCCUGAAGCCACUGCUGGAGAAGCGCCGCCGCGCGCGCAUCAACGAGAGCCUGAGCCAGCUCAAGGGCCUCAUCCUGUCGCUGCUGGGCAGGGAGAGUUCCCGCUUCUCGAAGCUGGAGAAAGCGGACAUCCUGGAAAUGACGGUGCGCUUCCUGCAGGAGCUGCCUGCGUCCUCCUGCCCGACGGCAGCGCCCACGCCCUCCGACAGCUACCGCGAGGGCUACCGAGCCUGCCUGGCGCGCCUGGCCCGCGUGCUACACACCCGCCGCGUCCUAGAGCUCACCGUGAGCGCUCGCCUGCUGGAGCACUUGCGCCGGAGGGCGGCCAGCGCCACCCGCGACGGCGAGCACGCGGGGGACUCCUGCGGCCCGCCCGCGCCCUCGCCACCUGCGCCUCCUCGGGACCCAGGCCUCUGGCGGCCCUGGUAG